This is a messenger RNA of Podarcis muralis (Common wall lizard), 950 nucleotides long. It is a transcript of the gene PRLH, whose product is annotated as prolactin releasing hormone. Gene Ontology annotation, molecular function: neuropeptide hormone activity; prolactin-releasing peptide receptor binding. NCBI's taxonomy places the organism in Eukaryota, Metazoa, Chordata, Lepidosauria, Squamata, Lacertidae. The record is from RefSeq and is a predicted model, not a curated record. Gene Ontology annotation, biological process: G protein-coupled receptor signaling pathway; feeding behavior; response to peptide hormone.
AAAGCACCAAAUCAUGGAAAAAUAGAAAACUUCCUUUUAAAAAAUGCUCUGCAUGAGCAGAGUGCACUGCAUCAUCAGAGACCCAGACUGCAUGAGGAAUGCUACUCAAAUUCAAGCUCAGGGAUGGUGAGGGACUGAGGACAACCUGCUCAUGAAGACUUGAGGACGGGACUUGCAUCUGCUCACUUUGAGCCUUUGCAUGUUCAGGCAAAAACCUGAAUACAGCUGAAUACCCUUCCCUUCCCUUUUCUUUUCACAUCCCCCCACUAAUAGUUCUUGAAAUGAAAGUUGCAAACCUGUUGUGCAUGUUGUAGAGUUUUGUGUUGCUGCUGUCACUCAUCCUGAAGUGCGCUUUUGAAGGGCACUUCCCUUGCCUGAAACUGAUAGACCUUUCCCUUGUGACUGCAGUUGGGGCCUGAGCUUCACCAGGUUCCCCUUACGAGUCACAGUACCUUGGAAGAGGGAAAAGGAAACAGACAUGAGGCUCUUCAUCAUCUGCCUCUUGUGCUUGCUGAUGGACUGCCUGCUGCUGCCUGACACCGAAUGCCGAAUCCUUGAGCGAUCCAUGGAAGUCAGAAAUCCAGACAUUGACCCUUCCUGGUACACGGGGCGAGGGAUCCGACCUGUGGGACGGUUUGGCAGAAGGAGAGCAGCUGGAGAGAAAGCCCAGAAAAGUGACCACCGGCCCCAGCAAGCCUGCUUCCCCAUAGGAGACAGCGAUGAGCAGCUGCAAGAUGAAUGAUGCCUCAGAAGUGAACGAUCUCCCAUCCCGACAAGAAAGAACACACACACAUCGCAAUCUCUCCAGAGGCCAAAUAAAAAACGUUGGACUUUUUGCCCUGUCUCUUUUAUGUCUCAUGCCAGAGUUCAAGAGCAGGGUUUGGCUGAAGAAUUUCCUUAGACUAUAUCUCUCUACGCCCUCACAUUGUAUUCCUUUUACUGUCAAAUUC